Messenger RNA from Dovyalis caffra, 249 nucleotides. Lineage: Eukaryota; Viridiplantae; Streptophyta; Magnoliopsida; Malpighiales; Salicaceae. The record is from the annotation of a GenBank genome assembly.
AUGUCUGGAAUAAACAACCCAUCUGGUGUUUCUGGUGGUGCUUCUACAGGUCCUGGCUCUGGCGCAGGAGCACCAAAGGAUGGAACAAUGAAAGCUCCUGGACAAGACGUUUGCAUAUCCAGGGAGGGUUUUGAGAAAAACCCUGCUGGAUAUUUUCAGGAAGAGAAUGCAAGUGACUUGCAUAUCUUGUCGAGAGCCAUAAAUGGAAAUCCAUGUGGAUUUAGAAAAGAUGAGAGAAACUGCAAGUAG